CCGUUCAGAAGGAGAGAAAGAAGGAGGGAGGAGGUGGGGAGGGAGGGAGCUGAGGCACAGCUUGGCUCUGCACUGCCGUGUGACUAGAAAUUGUAAUCGCGGAGAAAGAGAGAGACCGACAGAGCCUGGCCAAGCGAGAGACCAAGACAGACGGACAGACAGACAGAGAAUCUGGCCAAGACGGGCUCUCCAACCUACGAGAGGGUGAUGGGGACAGAGCCAGAGUGAGGAGGAGCUGGAGGAGAAGGAGAGAGGGGGCCUGGUCGUCCCAAGGGAGGCGAGACAGAGAGGGGGAGCCUGAAGAGGGGGCUGGGACCCAGGAGGUGGACAGGGACAAGGCCAGGGGACAGGCAGAGAGGAGAAGUGGGCUGGGGGUAGUGGCGGGAGAGAAAAGAGGCUGGCGGUGGGGGGAGAGUGGAGGUAGAGGUGGCGGUAGGGGUAGGAGACAGGAGGAAGCCAGCAGGGAGGGGAGGGGGAGACCGCUGCAGUGGCCUAGACGGGCUUCCCGGGGUAGGAAGGGCGACCGGUGAGGGGGGGGGGCGCGGGGAGACCCAAGAAGCCCCUGCGCCCCCCCCAGCACAACCUCGAAGGAAGCCCUGGAGAACUGGGGAGGCAGAGCCCCCCACCGGCUGGAGGCAUGUGGGGGGUGGGCCUGGGGCCCAGGGAGAGGCCCAGCGGAAGCGGAGCCUCCGGGCCCCCCGGCACCCACGCGGAGCAUGAACAUUGAGGAUGGCGUGCGCCCGCAGCUCCCCGUGCCCCCCACUGCCGCCCGGUAGGAUGUCCUGGCCCCAUGGGGCCCUGCUCUUCCUCUGGCUCUUCUCCCCACCCCUGGGGGCCGGCGGGGGCGGCGUGGCCAUGACAUUGGCAGCCGGAGGGGGCUCCCCGCCGGCCACCUCCUGCCCUGCGGCCUGCUCCUGCAGCAACCAGGCCAGCCGGGUGAUCUGCACGCGGAGAGAGCUGGCUGAGGUCCCGGCCAGCAUCCCUGUCAACACGCGGUACCUGAACCUGCAGGAGAACGGCAUCCAGGUGAUCCGGACGGACACGUUCAAGCACCUGCGGCACCUGGAGAUCCUGCAGCUGAGCAAGAACCUGGUGCGCAAGAUCGAGGUGGGCGCCUUCAACGGGCUGCCCAGCCUCAACACGCUCGAGCUGUUCGACAACCGGCUCACGACGGUGCCCACGCAGGCCUUCGAGUACCUGUCCAAGCUGCGGGAGCUCUGGCUGCGCAACAACCCCAUCGAGAGCAUCCCCUCGUACGCCUUCAACCGCGUGCCCUCCCUGCGGCGCCUGGACCUGGGCGAGCUCAAGCGGCUGGAGUACAUCUCCGAGGCGGCCUUCGAGGGCCUGGUCAACCUGCGCUACCUCAACCUGGGCAUGUGCAACCUCAAGGACAUCCCCAACCUGACGGCCCUGGUGCGCCUGGAGGAGCUGGAGCUGUCGGGCAACCGGCUGGACCUGAUCCGCCCGGGUUCCUUCCAGGGCCUCACCAGCCUGCGCAAGCUGUGGCUCAUGCACGCCCAGGUGGCCACCAUCGAGCGCAACGCCUUCGACGACCUCAAGUCGCUGGAGGAGCUCAACCUGUCCCACAACAACCUGAUGUCGCUACCCCACGACCUCUUCACGCCCCUGCACCGCCUGGAGCGCGUCCACCUCAACCAUAACCCCUGGCACUGCAACUGCGACGUGCUCUGGCUGAGCUGGUGGCUCAAGGAGACGGUGCCCAGCAACACGACGUGCUGCGCCCGCUGCCACGCGCCCGCCGGCCUCAAGGGCCGCUACAUCGGGGAGCUGGACCAGUCGCACUUCACCUGCUACGCGCCGGUCAUCGUGGAGCCGCCCACGGACCUGAACGUCACCGAGGGCAUGGCCGCCGAGCUCAAGUGUCGCACGGGCACCUCCAUGACCUCCGUCAACUGGCUGACGCCCAACGGCACCCUCAUGACCCACGGCUCCUACCGCGUGCGCAUCUCCGUCCUGCACGACGGCACGCUCAACUUCACCAACGUCACGGUGCAGGACACGGGCCAGUACACAUGCAUGGUGACGAACUCGGCCGGCAACACCACCGCCUCAGCCACGCUCAACGUCUCGGCCGUGGACCCCGUGGCUGCCGGCGGUGCGGGCGGCGGCGGGGGCGGCCCGGGAGGGACGCCGCUGGCGGCCUCGUCGUCCACCACGGCGCCCUCCCCGCGCUCCUCUCGGCCCACGGAGAAGGCGUUCACGGUGCCCAUCACGGACGUGACGGAGAACGCCCUCAAGGACCUGGACGACGUCAUGAAGACCACCAAGAUCAUCAUCGGCUGCUUCGUGGCCAUCACGUUCAUGGCCGCCGUGAUGCUCGUGGCCUUCUACAAGCUGCGCAAGCAGCACCAGUCCACCAAGCACCACGGGCCCACGCGCACCGUGGAGAUCAUCAACGUGGAGGACGAGCUGCCUGCCGCCUCGGCCGUGUCCGUGGCCGCCGCCGCCGUGGCCGGUGGGGGGGGCGUCGGCGGGGACAGCCACCUGGCCCUGCCCGCCCUGGAGCGCGACCACCUCAACCACCACCACUACGUGGCGGCUGCCUUCAAGGCGCACUACAGCGGCAACCCCAGCGGCGGGGGCUGCGGCGGCAAGGGCCCCCCGGGGCUCAACUCCAUCCACGAACCUCUGCUCUUCAAGAGUGGCUCCAAGGAGAAUGUGCAAGAGACGCAGAUCUGAAGCUGCCGGGCGGGGGCCCCCGGGGCUCGGGCCACACCGGGACCCUCUCCACAGCCCCGGCCCCGCGCCCGGACCACGCAGGGAAGGUCAGGGAAGGAGGGGCCGCAGCCCCGCCCGCGUGCGGACCCCUGGGCGGCUCACCUCCGCGAGGACAGGGCGGGGCUCCGGGAACGGAACCCCCGCGGUUCUGGCCCUAGCCCCCCAUCCCAGGCGACGGGAGGGGAUGCAGGAUUCUGGAGAAGUGGCUGGAACCCUCCGCUUUUCCUCCUCGCGCUCUCAACCGACCCUUCCCAGCCCUCCGCCUUCCAGGAGAGAGAGGAGCUUUUGGGGGGGUGUCCUUUCCCCUCAUCCCCAACGACCCUCCUUUUAUGGUUCAUUUUUUGCAGUAUGACGCCUGUCCCCCCUCCCGCCCCUCCGCCCUCGAAACUGAAGAGACAGACGCGCGGUCAGAGCCUCCAGACACCCUGCCCUGCCCCCCCUUCACCCCCAGCCCUCACCUGCCCCACAGACUCUUUUGAUACUGAAGGGAGGUUUGCGUCAACGACUACCUGCUCUGUAAUUACUUUAAAAAAAAACACGGAAAAAGUAAAAAAAAAUAUUUUUUUUGGUCAUGAAAGCAUGGAGGACAGAGAAAACAGUGAAUGCGGGCGGGGGCGCAAUGAGGAUGUCAAGUGUCACAGGCCCCACCCGGAGGGUCGGAGGGAUCAGCACCUCCAGUGGCUCCUAGGCCCCUCACCCUUGACCUCAGGAGUUCCAGAGAGGGGCUCAGGCACCCAGCACACCCUUAUGUACUGGGGCCUUCGUCCCCGGCCCCCACUCAUGCCCCCCAGGGUUCCACGGGCUGGGGGCUGGGCAGCUCCUAGUUCCAGAUCCAGGAGUCCAGGACCAGGGUAUGGACAGGUGGAGGAGCCGGUGGGGGAGGACCCUUCUUUGCCUCCUGCAGCUCAGCUCCACUCCAGUCUCCAGGUGGCAUU
Ailuropoda melanoleuca (giant panda) is the source of this 3674-nucleotide messenger RNA. It is a transcript of the gene LRRC4B, whose product is annotated as leucine rich repeat containing 4B. Lineage: Eukaryota; Metazoa; Chordata; Mammalia; Carnivora; Ursidae. Gene Ontology annotation, cellular component: plasma membrane; postsynaptic density membrane; glutamatergic synapse. The record is from RefSeq and is a predicted model, not a curated record. Gene Ontology annotation, biological process: regulation of postsynaptic density assembly; positive regulation of synapse assembly; synaptic membrane adhesion. Gene Ontology annotation, molecular function: signaling receptor binding.